This is a messenger RNA of Talaromyces proteolyticus, 1189 nucleotides long. Its product is annotated as putative dihydrodipicolinate synthase. The transcript is spliced from 8 exons. The record is from RefSeq and is a predicted model, not a curated record. Lineage: Eukaryota; Fungi; Ascomycota; Eurotiomycetes; Eurotiales; Trichocomaceae. The coding region runs from base 125 to 1120 and encodes 331 amino acids. Gene Ontology annotation, molecular function: 4-hydroxy-tetrahydrodipicolinate synthase activity.
GUAGUUACACAGCAUAGCCAUUUUUUGAGAUAAAAUAAAUUUGUUUCAAAACAUAUCAAAUCUGGGUAUCGAUGAUUGAUCUCAUUCUAAGAUAAAAUAGAAAGUUGCAAUUGCGUCUUGCAGCAUGAAACGAGCACUGAAACCAGGGGUCUACGCGCCUUUGCCUACGUUCUUCGAUGACCAUCAAGAACUUGACUAUGUCAGCUACAAGAAACACCUUCUCAAGCUAGCGACCAAGGGAAUGAUACCUGUAUGCGCGGGGUCUCUGGGAGAGGCAGUUCAUUUGAGCUUUGACGAAAGAACAGCCUUAAUCCGAUUCAUCAGGGCAACUCUAGAUGAAGCAGGUCUCAAAUUAACCCCUAUUGUGGCUGGUGUAGGAGGCUUAAGCACCCGAGAAACAAUUGCCUUAGCAAAAGCAGCAUCGGAUGCCGGGGCGGACGCUGGGAUGGUUAUCCUACCAGCAUAUUACGCCGCCAGCCUCAACACCGAUGCCAAUCAAGUUGUUCAAUAUUACGUCGAUAUCUGUGAAGCAUCACCAAUACCACUCUUGCUUUACAAUUUCCCAGCCAACGCUGGAGGACAAGAUAUGCCUUCUGCUGUGAUAAGUGAAAUAAUGGACCGGGCACCAAAUUUAUGCGGUGUCAAACUAACAUGUGGCGGAAGCAUCGGGAAACUCCUCCGUCUUAACGCUAGAAUAAAGGAAAGUCUAUCAGUAAAUAGCAGCCGACCUUUCCCUUUCUUGCUUUUAGAUGGCCUUAUCGCCGAUUUGACACCUUGGAUGCAGUGUGGUGGACAUGGGACAGUUAGCGGUAUUCCCAAUUUUGCACCGCUAGCAUCAAUGAGGCUAUGGAAUUUGCUCAAUACGUCAUCAUUGACUAAAGAAAAGUCAGAAGAGGCUUCGAAAUUACAGGCGAUUCUGUCCAAGGCAGAUGUCGCCGCAGUACCUGGUGGAAUUCGUGCAAUGAAAUACGCUUUAAAUAAAAUACAUGGAUAUGGAGUAGCACCACGAAGACCGUUGCUUCCUUUUAAUGAAACGGAUGGAGAUACGUUUAUGGAAACGCUUCGUGAACUGUUUGAGCUGGAGGCCGAGCUAGAAAAGAUGGAAAACAGAGAAAAGUGAAAAUGAAAACAUUCUAUAGUGACAUUCCACAAUUUAGAUCAAAAUAGAUAAAAUAUAUGAGUUUACAAA